AUGCCUAAAGCUGAAAGUUCCAGCGAUGCUUCCGAUCAGGAAGAUAUCACUGACAUGCUUGAGACGGGAGGAGAAUUAUAUAUUGCCCGCUUUUUCAUUUCAAGCCAAGACUCUAGAUCGUUGCGUCUGGAUGUAGAAGGCACCCUCUGUGCUGGAUUCGACAUCGGUUGGGUCAGCACCGUCCGAGUUCGUCUUUACUAUCGCAACAUUCUUGUUGGAGAGAUUACCAGUCCGGACACGCAAAUGAUACCCGACAGUGACAAUUAUGUGAUAACCAAGUGGAGAAUCGAUGAGGAACCUAUUAUGCAUAUCAAGAGCAUGGUGGGAUUCAAGAAUUUCUUCUGCGACAUCAUGCCUAAGGAGAAUGCCAAUAACGAGCUGGACGUCCGUAAACAGGCCACUGCUGCCCUUAGAGUUUCUCCAAGUGGCCAUCGGUUGACAAUGUCCAUUAAUUUGGCGAACAUGCCUAGGAUGACAACCACUAUAAAGAGAAUCCGAAUCUUCGGCGAAAAGAUCAAGAUCACCAUGAUACUCACAAAUCCAAGCCCGGUUACGCUUCAUGCUGAGGUCGACAGUGAAUUUGUCCUCAAAAAGGGUGAAGAUACUGUUGGACAUUUAGCCGCACUCUUUGAAAUUAUUCCUGGAGAAAAUGAAUGCGUUUUGGCAGGAAACAUCAGCCCCAAUGUGUCAGGAAUGGUAACUUUAAAAGGCUCAUCUUACGAGGACUCCGACGAGAGCUGGCAACAAUAUGUCAUUACGCUAUUUGAAAUCAAUAUUAAUAUGGAUGAGGCUGUUGUCUGUGUUGAAGCCGACGAGAGCGAAGACGAGUAG
Messenger RNA from Trichoderma harzianum CBS 226.95, 831 nucleotides. RefSeq lists its product as hypothetical. The record is from RefSeq and is a predicted model, not a curated record. Bases 1 to 831 code for a protein of 276 amino acids. The transcript is spliced from 2 exons. NCBI's taxonomy places the organism in Eukaryota, Fungi, Ascomycota, Sordariomycetes, Hypocreales, Hypocreaceae.